Molecule: messenger RNA, 4613 nt
Organism: Austrofundulus limnaeus
Lineage: Eukaryota; Metazoa; Chordata; Actinopteri; Cyprinodontiformes; Rivulidae
Gene: znf219
Product: zinc finger protein 219
Exons: 5
Coding region: 248-3850 (1200 amino acids)
Biological process (GO): regulation of DNA-templated transcription
Cellular component (GO): nucleus
Molecular function (GO): RNA polymerase II cis-regulatory region sequence-specific DNA binding; DNA-binding transcription factor activity, RNA polymerase II-specific
Source: RefSeq, a predicted model, not a curated record
GAGAGCACGGAGGGUGAGCAAACGGAGGGAGGGAGGGGGAAACGGCGUAUGCUUGUAUACAACCCUGAUUUCCAUUUUUUUCCCAACUCGUAAUGUAUUUAAUUCAAGUGAAACGUAAUCAUGACGUGUCGUGUCAUUAAUCUCCUCGCCGCCUCUCCCGAAUUUCUAGGAGGAGGCUACCUCAGACAUUUAUCCCCCCUCAACCGAGACACUAAAGGAUGGCAUAACUUCACACACACUGCUGAGGAUGGAUUCUCCACCAGAGUGUGUGUUGGCCCUUUCCUGUGAGCAUCCCCAGUCCCCCCCAACAUUGCCCUCUCUGGACCACAGUCCCCAAACCUCCUCUCCUCUACCUGACAGCCCUGUCAUCUUGCCGAUCCACAGCCCCGAACCCUCCCCGCGAAGCCCCAACACAACGCCGUACUACCCCCUCUCUCCCUUCCCCCUCCAAGAGGACAAUAACAACAACUGCCUCGAUGUUGACAGAGAAGAUUGUGAAGAGGAGCUGGAUGGAGUACCUCCGUCUCCGACACCUGCGGUGGCUUUGUUUCCGGGGGGUGGGGGUCAAGAAGCUGGACACAGCCCUGGUUUUGACUCCUCCCCACCAGACACACCCUCAGCUCCAUUUCUUGGGUACGGUGCCCUGGAGCUGGCCCUGUCCUCUGGGCCAACUGGAAACUGCGGCGAUGAGUUAGACCUCCAGCUGUUCCAAAAAGAAACGGUCACCAGAGCCGUACCUGGAGUUGGAGGGGCCUUGUCCGGGCCUGCGCUCAAGUUUCCCUGUCAUGUUUGCGGGAAGAGAUUCAGAUUUCAAAGUAUUUUGUCUCUUCACGCUCGAGCUCACAGUCUGGACCGAGAGCGCAGAGCUUCUUCCCUAUACCGGACCAGACCUUCCUCAUCGCCCCUCAAGCAUCAUCUUAAAUUUCAACAAAACCACAAAGACUUCAUACCGAAUCACAGAAGUCACGCCAACCAGCGUCUACUGCCAAGAACUCUCAUCCAGCACCUCACAGAAAAAGAGGAUAUUAAUGGUGAGGACAAAGGUUUAGAUGACCAGAACCCAAACUUUUUACUGGAUGACAGUACACCCUUGACCCCUCCACUGACAGAGGACCCUGUGCCUGUGAUCUCUCCUUACUCUGCUUCAGGCGAGGGCUCAUCUCUUUCCACAGCACCCACGUUUCGCUGCCACGCCUGCAAGGGAAAGUUUCGCACAGCUUCAGAGCUGGCCCGUCACGUCCGUAUUCUCCACAACCCGUAUAAAUGCACCCUUUGUCCUUUUUCUGCUAGCCAAGAAGAGAGUCUGGCGAGCCACUUGCAGGAGUGCCACCCGUCCCCGGAGGUGCCUGCUUUGACAACAGCCUACAACUGUAGAACCAUCAUUGACACGCCGGUGUCCACCCCGACAAAUACCCCAGCAACAACCCCGAGCAACUCGCAGUUGACUUCAGCUGCGUCCUCCUCACUGCCGGCCUUCCGCUGCGACACAUGUGGCCAGAGGUUCACCCAGUCUUGGUUCCUGAAAGGACACAUGCGAAAACACAAGGAUUCUUUAGACCACAAGUGCCAGGUGUGUGGCCGUGGCUUCAAAGAGCCUUGGUUCUUGAAAAACCACAUGAAAGUUCAUCUCAACAAGCUUGGUCUGAAGGCUGGAUUGGGAACCGCCGGGGUGCUUGGAGGUCUUGAGGAUCAGUCCAAAGGCUCUGCUAGCAGUCAGUCUCUCAACACUCUCUACUCAAGCCUCUUUCUGGCUCAACGAGGGGGUGGAGUCAGAGGUAGACAAGGAAGGUCUGCUAAGGACACUAGAGGUAAUACGGAGAUGAACUUAAACAAGUCAGCCGUCCUGGGAUAUCUUGGCUUGCCUAGUGAUGGCAGUGGUGCCAGCUGCAUGGAGAGACUUCAAGCCGUGGCUCAGGUGGCAGAGAUGGGAAAUAGUGGCAGCAGUGUACGCAACUCAGCAGGGGGAGAUCCAGCUAGUGGAGGAGGAACCAGCAGAGAAAGCACGAGAGAAACCCCAGCAACUAUUUCAGAUGGAGGGGACCAAGCAACCUGGUGGCAGCUUGUUGCUCGAAGCCUGGCAGUGGCUCAGCAACAGCAGCAGCAGAGGCCCCAGCAGCGAGGCCAGCGAUCUCAAGGUCGAAGUUCAGCCGUCGCAGAGGCAGACCAGGGCAGGGCCUACCGCUCCAGCCUGGAUCUGAGAGGGGAAAUGGGAGGGCCGUGGGAAUGCCCAGACUGUGGAAAGCUGUUCCGCAGCCUGCAGCAGGUGGUGGUUCAUGCUCGCGUUCAUGCUCAGAGGUCACAGAAAGGAGGCAGCAGCGAAGAGGAGGGGACUGGUAGUCGCAGAGCAGCGGGGCUUGGAAGAGGAGGUGAAGCGAGACCGGAACCCCAGCUCCAUCGUGGCGGAUCCCAACAAACGGGAGAUGUGAGACAGGAAUCAAAAGUGAACAGUGGUGGAUCACCCCAAGCAGGAGCAGYCACUGGGUUUCACUCUGUCAUUUCCAACUUCAAAGGUGAAAACGGCUUCUCGGCAGUCUCCUCCUUACACUCUGUUCCCAGCAGGGAGCGAGUGCGUGGCAGAGGGAUAAAAGACUGCCCCUACUGUGGCAAAGCCUUCCGCUCUUCACAYCAUCUCAAAGUGCACCUGAGAGUUCACACAGGUGAGAGACCGUACAAAUGUCCUCACUGUGACUAUGCAGGGACUCAGUCGGGUUCUCUGAAGUACCACCUCCAGCGACACCACAGGGAGCAACGCAAUGCCUUAUCGGCCUCCUCCAACUCCUCUGGUUUCUCUUCCACUGUCAACACUCUAACGUCCGGGACUUCUGGAUUGCCCAAGCAGCGUCGCUCACAACUCAAUCACUGCCCGGUCAGCCGAUCCUCGGCCGACACUCCCGCGUCGCGGCCCAGCCAGCAGUCUUGGCUCCUGGGACUUCCAGACCAGCAUGAGCAUCGUAAGGCUUUGGCAGCUCUAAGGGAUGUCGACUUGGAGACCCAGUACAGGUAUCUUUCUGGGGUGAUGGGGGCUCUUUACCAAGGUGGAAUGGAAGGAAGAGGCUGGAUCAGGGAGUCUCCUCCACCAAAGACCCCCAAAGUGUCUCGGCGUAAACCCCUAACUACAAGCCGGAUGGUUCAGCCACCUAGUGACAAAGACGGAACAGUUCCAUCCACUCAGGAUGGUGGGUUUGAACCUUUGGAUCUUUCCCGUCGCACCUCACCAGGCCUUGGAGAGAUGGAAGAGAAUGGAAGCAUGAGCGCUGGAGACGGAGGAGUUGUUUAUGGUGGAGAUGGUGGAAGCGAUGGUUUGACGGGGGUCAAACUUAGCCAGUGUUUGUUCUGCCCUUUCCACACCUCAUCAACCGAGCUGAUGGCCAUGCAUGUACAAGUCAACCACACCAGUAAGUCCAGGUGCAAGAGGAGCUCCUCAACUUUAAUGAAUGACAAUGGAGCCCAAAGGGCCGCCAGGCCACCGAUGGACAACUUGGACCUUGACCCUCUGAGAAUAUGGAGGCGUGUGAGUGACGGAGAACCCCAGAUCCCUCUGAGGGAGUGGCCCUCAGCUCAGGUCCAGACCCUUAAUGGGCACCCUGAACAUACAGCAGAACACCUGCACAACGCUCCUCGCAACCCRGAGUCCAUGUCCUCGGUAUCAAAGAAUGUAAGAGACGAAGUGUCUGUAAAGGAGAAGACAGAAGAGGACAAAGACGAACAGGAGGGGGAGUUCGAAGAGAACGUGGAGGACAGCAGCGUGGAGGAUUUGCAAGACCGUGAACUGAGGAUGUCUCUAGAUCUUUCACCAGCUCUGAGCUCUGACCACAUGGCAGCGGAGGAGGAAAGAGUCUUUACAGAUUAAAGUUUUAUUUAAACUGGAGCGUUAGGUUCAAUGUUCUGAACUCUACAUGGCACAGAAUCGAAUACAGGAAGUGUGGCAGAGAUGAUUAUUUGAAGCUCUGACCCUUCACACUUUUGUUUUCCAAAAAAAAAUGUCUUGAAUAUUCAUUUUCCAGAAGAAGAUGGGGUGUGGGGAAGGGGGGUCACCCCUGGCAUGUUUUAUUUGGCAUUAUUUGCCUACUUGAGUUUUGACUGUGAGAUCCUCCAGAAAAUACAGUCAAAUUCUGUAAUUAAAAAAACAGCAUGGAUGUUUUUUUUUGUAGGCCAAUUUUAUAUUUUACCUCCAUGAUUAACCCCAAAGUUGAUGUUUUGAUAACUUGUUUGAUAAAUGAAAAGAGCYGUGUUUUAGGGAUAUAGAGCAAAAACCUGCAUCAUUCCGGAGUCACGCAGACCAAUAAGUGAGCUGAAUAUUCCUGGCCUGAUAACAGUCCUGAACAGUUGGGCACCGUCAGCUUCCUCCUAAAACCACAACUCAACACGGGAGGAAGGUAUUAAUGCACGAGGCUCCCUCAGUUCAUAUCACUGCCUUGUUUUUCAACAAAGCGUUUCUCAAAGACUGUCCCUAAAAGAAAACCUGAAAGAAGAGUUUGUACAUUUUUUUUUGUUGUUAUCAGUUAGUGCCUGUUCAUGUAUGUUGUCAAAAAGAGUCUCUGACAGAUAGAUCGUUCAUUUUAUCUGAAUAUACAGUUUUAAACACUUUAAGUACAAUAUAUUUGGUAAAAGUG